CCUAAGUUCCCUUAAGGCCCUUACACCGGGGCGAAGAUCACCAAUUCAGGGAGGCUCUUCGAUCUUCGAAUUUGUCUCUCUGAACUUUGGCCCCCCCGGGCAAAGCCAUGUGUGUCGCGACGGUGGCGGAAUCUUCCUUACUUUCUACCUUCCAACUAAACGACGCGCGCCGUGGACGGCCUCCUUAUGUAUGCUAAGACGUCAUGGACGGGUCCGUCGUCAUGUCGGACGACCAACUUGAUCCCCCAGCCCGGAUCUUCGAACGGCUCCGACAGCUAGGCGGCUUUACAUGGGAUGAAUCUCGAAGGCCUUUCCAUUCGAGUUAUGACAACUGGCACAUCUAUGGUACAAGAUUUAUAUCGCCAUAUUCAACGACAACUACCACGACAACAUCCCCCUUGCAAAACCUAGGUAGCCCACCGGCGAUCGCCAAAUUUGUCCCUAGUCGCGCGACGGCCGCCGACCUCCAUCUUGGCUUCAUCUCUCCAAGUGAAGCCAGUAGCGAACGUUCAUCGACUUCCCCGCCUGCUUUCUCCAGUCUAGCCACCGACCUUUCCAACGUCGAGGAACAACAGAUAGUCGCGCGUGUAUCUUAUCACGUCCUCCGCGAAGAAAGAACAUUUCACAUAGCGAAAAACCUGAUCGCCACCGCCGACCCGGAAGGAAUACAUAAUGUGAAGCCCAUCGACCUUAUCCGCCUCAGCCCACAACCGGGCGAUCGUGCGCCUAUAAUAGUAGCUAUUUAUGAACAUCCUGGGGAAAAUUAUCUCUUCAAGGCCUUGGAUUUGGGACCCGCUUUCUACUAUGCUAGGAAAAUCGAGGACCGAUUCGAAGCCUAUCGCCGAGUUGACUUCUCUCUAGAACCGCCCAUUAGUCUAUUGCAUUUCCUCGAUUUUGCUAUCGGCGCUACCCAGUGUCUGGAGAUUUUACACCAUGGCCAUGGUAUGGUUCAUGGAGAAGUAAGAGCGGAUGCGUUCCAUUUUAACAUAGAAACAAAUAAGGUAAAGCUGAUAUCCUUUGGCUCGGGUGUGAGGUCCUUCGAACAUGGACUCACUAGCACUGGAUGGUCAACACUCUCCAAAGAACUUGGCGCAAAGAACAAAUUGGUUUACAUCAGCCCCGAACAAACAGGUCGCAUGCCGGCAGAGCCUGAUACGAGGACUGACAUUUAUUCUCUAGGUGUAUUGUUCUGGAUGCUUCUAACACAACAACCCGCCUUCACGGGAACCUCACCAUUAGAUAUCGUCCAAUGUGUUCUUAGUCGCCGCAUUCCCUUGGUAUCCAAUAUUCGGACGGAUAUACCUGAAGUGCUGGGUCGCGUUAUACAGAAAUGCACGGCCAAAAACGUUUCUGAACGUUAUCACUCAGCUAGUGGUCUACGCUAUGACUUACAGAUGAUUCAAAAAUUCUUAGGAAAUGGUGACUGGACGGCGCUGAAGGAGUGGCGCAUUGCUUCAAAAGAUAUUUCGUCAUUUUUCAUGUUACCCACGGCUAUGAUCGGACGUCAGAAAGAACACAAUGAGCUCAUAAAAGUCAUCGAGAGAGUUGCAAGAGGCCACGCUAUCGCGAGUCUCGGGGCUACCAAUCGAUUUUCGGAUGGCUCGGCCUUAUCAAAUGACCUUGUCGACGCCGCCGAUGUUUCAAGCGAGGGCGCUAGCUCUGUCGAAGGGGGUGUUCGACGAAGCGGUUCAUUCACCCAAACUAAUAUCUCAGAACCAAAGCAAUUGAGAAGCGGCGUUCCUUCCUCAGUGAAUGGGACGGACGCCCAAACAAUUUCCGGCGAUACUAUCUCAUCAAAUCAGUCAGCUAGGUUAUCCAAGCCAUGGGACAGGCAUCAAUCAGUCUCUCUUGAGCCAAAAUCCGUCCUCGACACCUUGGGUGAACGUCAAUCUUCUUCGCGACAUAGCGGUACAGAAACAUCUACUAGCCUUUCAAGACAACUGGGAUCAGCGAAAUUUCGAAGACGCGGCCAUUGCGAGGUCAUCACUAUUGAGGGUGCAGGAGGCUUAGGGAAGAGUUUCCUGGUCCAACAAGUGUUGGCUGAUGCUAGGCGCAGGGGUUAUUGCGCAACAGCAAAAUUCGAUACGGCUAGGAGAACCGCAUUUGGGCCACUUCUGAAGCUUGUGUCUUCUCUUUUCAAACAAGUAUGGGGAGAAAGUAACACGGAGACGCCUUUCCACCGAGCCUUAAAAGACUAUGUUCGUCCAAUCUGGCCAGUGCUUCACAAUUUACUUGGACUGCCUGAGUUUCUCCUCGGCUCUCAAGAACAGCCAUCAUUAUUUCCCCCAUCCCAAAGUUCGACAAGCGUUCGGGUCAGUAGGGUUUCAGCACAUAGACGUAGCUCAUCUCCUGUGAGCUCACCGGGCAAGCCACGCCCCCAAAGUCCGCGAGUGACAUCGCAGAGUUCCCAAGAAUUUCUACGGGGCGGCGUGUCUACAAAAACAAUUCGCUUGAUGAACACAUUCUUGGAUUUGCUGAGAAUAUUUACAACCCACCACUUCGUAUGUUUGUGUCUCGAUGAUCUCCAAUUUGCGGACUCAGAGUCUCUAGAGUUGAUCACUCAAGUGAUCUCAGCUCGACUCAAAAUGGUACUAAUAAUAACUUACCGGCCCGAAGAGAUGUCGCCUGAUAAGGUCCAAAAGAUUCUCCAGCCGGCGGAGACUGACGAACAUCCCAAAUCCGGCGGCCCAAGGAUCACUAGAGUUGCCUUGUCACCUCUGACGGAAAAUGAAAUAUUGCAAUAUGUGGCAUCGACAUUAUGUCGGCCUGAAGAGGAUGUUGCCUCCUUGGCCCUCGUAAUUCAAUCAAAGACCGCAGGCAAUCCUUUCUAUAUGAGGGAGAUGUUAAGUGCUUGCUUCCGCAAGAAAUGUAUAUGGUACGAUUAUAAAGAAAAUAGGUGGCUGUUCGACCUAGACUGGCUCUUCGAACAAUUCAAAGGCGAAGAUAAUUAUGACGUCUUGAAUACCGACUUCAUAACACGGAGGCUGAACGAGCUCCCACCGGCAUCACGAGCUAUUCUAGCAUGGGCGGCCCUUCUAGGAAGUUCAUUCUCGUUUGAGCUAAUAUGUCAACUCCUGAGCGGCGAAUACGAUCUUGUUGACGGCGAAGACCAAGAGCUAAGUGAGGUUCUCUAUCGCACCAGAUAUACAAAACAGGCGGCCGUAGCAGGAUUACAAGCGGCAAUCAACGCCUGUAUUAUCGUGCAGGGCGAGACUGAUGAUCGAUUUCGUUUUGCCCAUGAUAGAUACGUCCAAGCAGCGUCAUCCUUGAAGGAGUGCAACAAUUCUCAAAUGCACUUCGCCAUUGCACAGACCCUCCUAAAACAUCACGGGUCUGAAGUCAAGACACGAGAUAACACCGCAUCGCAUAUCACAGAAGCGGUGGACAUUAUCAGGCGAAAAGUCCAUAUUCGCCAGCCUUAUAGAAAACACCUAAUGGAGUGCGCGGCGUUAGCCGUAGAGAACAGCGCAAGACCCACAGCCGCCAAAUAUUACCAUAGCGCCAUCAUGCUCCUGCAGCCUGAUCCAUGGACGGACGGCCUAGAGGAUGUGGACUAUGAAGAAACCCUUAAGCUUCAUUUGCGUACGGCGGAAUGCUAUAUUUAUAUGGGCAGCAAUGCCUCGGCUCAUAGUAUUGCGAGUACCAUUUUGCAGAGUGCCAAAUCCGCCGAGGACAAAGCCCCAGCCUGGCUUCUUGAGGCCCGUGUCCAUGCUCAAAAUGGGAACGCAGAGGAGGCGCUUAGUGUGCUCAAAGAGAGCUUGUCUCAAUUGAAGGUGGAAAUUGACACGCACCCUACCUUUGAGAAAUGUGAUGCGACAUUUAUGAAUCUAGCCGCCAAAAUAAAGGUUAUGGAUCGGACGGAGAUUAUAAGCCCUACCGGUUUCAUUGAUUCUCAUCAGAUGACGGUCGGGGCCAUUCUCACGGAUGCCAUCAGUGCUGCUUGGUGGAGCGACACUUUGGAGUUCUAUAACCUCGCCCUUGCACAUAUCACUCUCGCUUUAACACAAGGGCACUUCCCUUAUUCCAGUUCCGCCUUUUUAUAUGUCGCCAUGAUCGCGUUAUCUAGGUUCAACAUGGUCGAGUUCGCCGCGGAGCUUGGUACCCAAUGCCUAGAAAUUCUAGAGCGGUCCCGCGAUCCGUUCUCCUCUGCCCGUGGUUAUAUGACAUACGCCAGUUUUGUGAGCCACAUUCAGGUUCCUAUUAACAUUUGCGUGACAUAUGCCGAUCAAUCUGUUGAGUACGCCUCUAGCUCUGGUGACCGCCUGACUGUUAUUCUUAGCUUUGGACUUUCAACCCAACUAAAGUUCUUCGCGAGCGAAAACGUUGCCUAUCUAGAAUCAAUCUGUCAAUACUGUUGCGAGGAAGUCCCAGGCUGGCACCAGGAUACUCGGGGCGGGACUUAUUUAAUAGCGGUUAGACAAAUAUGUCGAGCGCUACAAGGAAAAACAAAUGUAACAAGCGCCGAAGCAGUGAUGACCGACGACCAGCAUAAUUCGAACGCAUAUAAGACGUGGCUCAAUAUCCAAACACGGAAUGGCGGUCGGUCGGUCCUAAUCUACGAGGCGAUGGAAAUCAUUGCGCUAUAUCUGUAUGGUCACUACGAAGCAGCGUGCGAAAUGGGGCGAAGGUGUUUGGAUAAGCUGGAUCUUCUUUGGUCCUCGCGGAGUACUCGGGCCGUCUUAGUCUCCUACGGCCUUGCCCUUGCAGGUCUCAUGCAACGCAAGCUUAAUGAUCCGCGGACAGACGCUACCGACUCGAAGGACGAAGUUCAUGACACCAUUACACAGCUUGAAGACUUAAACAAGAAAAUAAAGGACUGGCAGGUUGUUUCCAACGCCAAUUAUCUUUCAUGGUCAAAAUGGUUAGAUGCUCAGAUCGCAGAACUUCGUAAUGACCACGGUUGUGCUAUACGACAUUAUGAAACGGCAUUAGACCACGCGUCAGAGUUCAGCCUUCUCUUCGAGGAAGCUCUCGGUAAUUUCUUGAUGGCUGGUUUCUUCGUUAGACAAUCAGCGAGGAGGUCAGCAACAGCAGGGUUGAGAGAGUCGGUUGCGCUUUGGAGACAACUGGGAGCCACCGGGAUCGCACAACGCAUCGAGGAAGAUCACGCAUUUUUACUUCAUAGUCCUACCCGCCAUGCAAGAACCGCCGAAGUAGCUGUCCAGACCGAUUUUGCUGGUGACUCCGCUUCCGUCACUUAUGCCGCAGAUAAUGAAGAUGUUCCACAAUCAGUACAGGCUGUGAAUGCCGAAACAAAAGAAACACGAAUGGCGGCUUGGCGUGGUUCUACACAACCUGAAGCCGGGGCUGGUUUGCCCGCUCUUGACAUGAUCGACCUUCAUGCUAUCUUGGUUUCAUCCCAAGUUAUCUCAUCCGUCUUACAAGUUGACGUCCUACUAAAGACGAUGUGCGAUGUGAUUCUUCAAACAUGCGGUGGAUCCGCAACUCAGGCCGCAAUUAUCGUCCAAGAUGAAGAUGAUGUGGAAGACAAUUGGUGUAUCGCAGCAAGCGGGGAUUCGGAAAGAGGCGCCACGGCACAUAUCCCUGGGCAACAAUUAGUUGGUACAUCAUUAGUCGCUCAAAACGUAGUUUUAUACUGCGCCCGAUUUCGCGAACCCGUCUUCAUUCCGGACCUCAUUAGCGAUGAAAGAUUCGGGAAUGUUAGUGAGUCCUGGUUGCAGAGCAACUCCCUAAGCAAGGCCAUCAUCGCAAUCCCCAUUUGUCAUGGAGGGAAGCCGCUCCUGGGUGUUCUCUACCUAGAGGGCGAGCCAGGGUCCUUCACAGACAGGAACGUUACCGUGUUGCAGUUACUUGUAAACCAAAUCGGCAUCAGCUAUUCCAAUGCCCUCUCGAUGAAAGCAGUUGAGAAAGUAUCCAAGGAAAACGAGGCAAUGGUUCGGAUACAGAAAAAAGCGGUCGCUCAAGCUCGAGACGCGGAAGCCAAGGCAAAACACGCGGAAGCUGAGGCCAAACGUAAUGUCAAAAUCGCUGAGGAAGCAGCCAAGGCUAAGAGUAUCUUCCUCGCAAAUGUAUCCCACGAGCUUCGAACACCAUUGAACGGUGUAAUUGGCAACUCUGAGCUCUUAAGAGACAGCAACCUCAACAAGGAGCAGUUUGAGAUGGCUGAGUCGAUCCGAGUAUCGGCGGACCUCCUCCUCGCGGUUAUCAACGACAUCCUUGAUUUCUCCAAGAUGGAAGCGGAUAAGAUGAAGCUCUAUAUUACUGCUUUCAACCCGGAAGAGAUGGUCCGCGAAGUUGUUCGAGCCGUCUCCUACAGCAAUCAAGAUAAGACAUCGAAAAACGUCAAGGUUAUUCAAGAUAUAAAUCUUCCUCCCAUGUUGAUAUACGGAGAUCCUAUUCGUUUACACCAAGUCCUUGGUAAUCUCAUUAGCAACAGUAUCAAGUUCACCGAACGAGGUUCUAUUACCAUUGGUGCUAGAGUUGACUCCAAUACUUCCGAAAGGGCGAAAUUGACUUUCUGGGUUGAGGAUACGGGUAUUGGCAUUCCGGACAAGCAGCUGACGAAACUCUUCACACCAUUCAGCCAAGCCGACGCCAGUACCGCUCGCAAAUAUGGUGGCAGUGGACUCGGCCUUAGCAUCUGCAAAUCGCUUAUUGAAAACAUGAUGGACGGCGAGAUUCAAUUGGAUAGUAGGGAGCAUGAGGGUACGACGGCUUGGUUCAGCGUCACGUUCGAUAAGGCAUUACCUGAGGUAUCAGUAGGAGAAGCACAACCUGUCCCUACUGGACUCCCAGAUACCAGUAGAAAACGCGAUGCUCCUCAACCGGUUUCUCACCACCAUUUGCCGCACCCAGUAGUGGAUUUAGCACGAGUUCCGAAAGAUCAAAUCCGCAUAUGCAUCGCAGAAGACAAUCUUAUCAAUCAGAGGAUUGCUAUUAAGUUUGUGCACAAACUUGGAUAUACCAAGGUCGAUGCUUACGAAAAUGGGCUCAAAGCAGUGGAAGGUCUACGCCAGAAGGCUAAGGAGGGAAUACCUUACCACGUGGUCUUGAUGGAUGUUCAAAUGCCUGUACUUGACGGUUACGAAGCCACGAAACUUCUCAGGCAGGACCCCAUUGAAGAGGUGAGGAAGGUUUUGGUUAUUGCUAUGACAGCUUCCGCAAUACAAGGUGACCGAGAAAGGUGCUUGGCAUCAGGCAUGAAUGAUUAUCUCGCGAAACCAGUUAAAGCGGACUUGCUCAAGAGAAAGUUGGAUACAUAUACCACGGGAACCAUCCAGCCGCCAACACCACCCGCAAGGCACUCUUUAGACCCCAUUCUCUCGCAAGUAACCCCUCCUGAAUCUUCGGACAGCAACUCUACCCCAGUUCCUAGCCCGCCUGUGGUUAAUGAGCAUGACUUCACGACCGGUUCGCCACCCAUUGUCGUACCAAUCAGGGAGAGCAUAAGGCCUUUCCAACCGCCUAGUGGUACAUCCAGCGAGAUCACGUUGUCCGAUCAAGACUCCAUAGCUAGUCCUUCGAGUUCCUUCUUGCAUCAAGCGGCUAAACGCCAGCCACGUAAGUUGACUAAAGCUCGCAACAAUAGUGUAUCUGGCACUGCAUCCACUAGUAGCGAGAAACCAAGAGCAGUCUUGACCAAGAAGAAUCCACAUUCUAGUAAUUCAUCUUUACUAGAUAGCGACGCGGAUUACGAAACUUGAAACAUCCUAAAGCUAUGAGGAUACCUCUCAACCCCCGUUUACAACCAUUUGUCUCACUAUUCCGACUACCUCAUCAUCAGCAUGGACAAAA
Molecule: messenger RNA, 7755 nt
Organism: Hypoxylon trugodes
Lineage: Eukaryota; Fungi; Ascomycota; Sordariomycetes; Xylariales; Hypoxylaceae
Product: putative histidine kinase HHK1p
Exons: 3
Coding region: 204-7664 (2486 amino acids)
Biological process (GO): phosphorelay signal transduction system; protein autophosphorylation
Molecular function (GO): ATP binding; histidine phosphotransfer kinase activity; phosphorelay sensor kinase activity
Source: RefSeq, a predicted model, not a curated record